UUUUUGUUUUCAAACAUAACUGACCAAUUUCAUUUUUUUUUCUCUCUCUCAUUGUACAAACAUCGUUUAUCGAAUAUUCUUUUUUUCUGGGCGCCAUAUUCCCAAAUUCAAAAUCAAUUACGGUCCCAAAACCAAAAAAAAAUUGCCUGUUCAUUCAAACCACCCAAAAUUCAUUGAAUUGCCUUGAAUCAAACGUGAAGAUAUUGAGUUUUUUCGAAGAAAAAUCAAUCAAUUCGACAUUCAAAACAUCUUUUAAUAAUUUUAUAAAUGAUGUUUUCUAGUCGACAAAUAAUUGGCAUAGUGGCCAUUUUAACAAUAUGUACGAAUCAUUGUUUGGCACAAGGCAAUCAAGGUGGUGGCGGUGGUUUCUUAGGUGAUCUUGGAGGCCUAGGUAAUCUAGGUAAUCUUAAUCUUGGCAAUUUGGGAUUGGGUAAUUUGGGCAUUGGAGAUCUUUCAUUUGAUGAUAAUCUUGGAACGGGUUUAGGUGGUGGUGGUGGUGGCUCUAAUGGUUUGGGUGGACAAAAUCUUGCCAAUUUCGGUGGUGGGGGUGGGGGUGGACGACAACCCGGAUUGGGUGGUCUUGGUGGUUUAUUAGGAGGUGGCUCACCAAAUGGUUAUAAUCGUAAUACAGGUGGGGGUGGCAACGGCGGUGGUCUUGGUGGAUUAGGUGGCUUAAAUCCAUUAGCUGGUCUUGGUCAAGCACUUGGUGGUCUUGCAAAUGGUUUAACUGGUGGUAAUCAACGUGGUGGCGGUGGAGGUGGUCUUCUUGGUGGCCUACCUGGAUUACUUGGAGGUGGUGGUGGUGGUCAGCAAGGAGGAGGUGGAAUUCCUGGGCUUGGCGGACUUGGUGGCCUUGGUGGUGGUGGAAGUCGUGGAGGUGGUCAAAAUAAUGGCGGAGGCUUUGGUGGUCUUGAUGGCCUAAAUUUAGGCGGUGGAAAUUCUAAUGGUGGCGGGGGAUUUAAUGGCCUAAAUUUAGGUGGAGGCGGUAAUGAUCUUGGUGGUCUUGGAGGUCUUGGAGGGGGCGGUGGUGGUGGAAAUGAUUUCGGUGGACAAGAUCUUGGUAAUCUUGGCAAUCUAGGAGGUGGUGGCGGUGGCGGCGGUGGUGAUUAUGAUUCAUUAGGUGAUGCUGGUUUUAGUAGAAAAUAAUUCCAUUACAAAAAACCGGGUCGAGAGAAAAAAAAUCUUAUUUAAUUUUUUUUU
Messenger RNA from Dermatophagoides pteronyssinus (European house dust mite), 1200 nucleotides. RefSeq lists its product as uncharacterized. NCBI's taxonomy places the organism in Eukaryota, Metazoa, Arthropoda, Arachnida, Sarcoptiformes, Pyroglyphidae. The record is from RefSeq and is a predicted model, not a curated record.